This is a messenger RNA of Dermacentor silvarum, 570 nucleotides long. RefSeq names its product parafibromin. Gene Ontology annotation, biological process: positive regulation of transcription elongation by RNA polymerase II; transcription elongation by RNA polymerase II. Gene Ontology annotation, molecular function: RNA polymerase II complex binding. Bases 22 to 570 code for a protein of 182 amino acids. The transcript has 6 exons. Gene Ontology annotation, cellular component: Cdc73/Paf1 complex. Lineage: Eukaryota; Metazoa; Arthropoda; Arachnida; Ixodida; Ixodidae. The record is from RefSeq and is a predicted model, not a curated record.
GGCAUUCCUCGCUUGCAGCCAAUGCCUCCUGCAGCAAAUAUGGAUCCCUUGAGCCUGCUCCGACAGUUCAAUAUCACGAAAAAGGAUAUCUCAGAGAGCAACUCGCAUUUAUUCUUUGGCGAGUACUCCUGGCCGAAGACUGUAAAGACCAACUACCUCGUGUGGGGGUCCGGAAGAGAUGGGGCACCUCGGGAGUACUACACGCUGCAGUGCUUGCUCUUUCUACUCAGGAAUGUGCACUUGCCUGACCCGGUGUACGUGCAACAAGCUGCGGCUGAAAACAUCCCAGUCGUUAUGCAGCCUGACAGAAAAGACAUCCUUGCCUGCUUGAACGGGGAGACGGCCACAUCUGUUAAUAUUGACAAGAGCGCCCCCGUCGAGAUGCCCACACUUGUGCAGAGAACAGCAGCUGAGGAGCCCCGGGUGGUGCAAAGUGAGCCAUGUCUGGAGGUUCUUCGUGGCGUUCUGCGCAGCAUAGACUGCCUGGUGCAGCAAGAGUGGGUGGUGGCUGCUGUGGAGCGGCAGUCGCAGCAAGUGGCCGAGACACUGCAGCCAGUGGGCAAGCUUUAG